AUGGCGUCCCUCUCCCCCUCCCUCCACCUCCCUUGGUACCGCUUACUUCUUUCUACACCCCUCAUCGAUGUCUUCACAGACGAGUCUAUCUGUUUCUUCGCCCCUUUCUUCGAUUUGGUUCUUUCUGUUGAAAUGCACGGAGCGCCGUGGUUCCACCCGCGCAGGCGGUCAUGGAUGGUUCAGUCGCAAUCGCAUUCGUUCAAUUCAAGAAUUGGCUUCCUUGGUAAGUCACAAGGCAUACUUCUUCGUGUUAUCCCUGCUGGCAGAGUUGGUUUCAUUAGAAAAACAGUGGAAUGCAAGGAAUCUAGAAUCGGAAAGAAGCCGAUUGAAGUUCCAUCAAAUGUUACUCUAACACUAGAGGAGCAGUUUGUCAAAGCUAAGGGUCCACUGGGAGAGUUGUCAUUAAACUAUCCCACCGAAAUAAAAGUUGUGAAAGAAGAAACUGGCAAAUUGAGAGUAUUCAAGACUGUGGAAACCAAAAGGGCGAAUCAGAUGCAUGGCCUUUUCAGAACCCUGACGGACAACAUCAUCGUGGGGGUGUCAAAAGGAUUUGACAAGAGGCUUCAGUUAGUGGGGGUUGGGUACCGUGCGACGGUGGAGGGCAAAGACCUGGUGAUGAACCUGGGAUUCUCGCACCCAGUCCGGAUGGCUGUCCCAGAAGGACUUCAAGUCAAGGUGGAGGAGAAUACGAGAAUCAUCGUGAGUGGGUACGACAAGAGCGAAAUCGGUCAGUUUGCUGCCACCAUAAAGAAGUGGAGGCCUCCGGAGCCAUACAAGGGGAAGGGUAUCCGGUAUCAGGACGAGAUUGUCAGGAGGAAGGAGGGCAAAGCUGGGAAGAAGAAAUAG
This is a messenger RNA of Triticum turgidum subsp. durum (durum wheat), 846 nucleotides long. The record is from the annotation of a GenBank genome assembly. Lineage: Eukaryota; Viridiplantae; Streptophyta; Magnoliopsida; Poales; Poaceae.